UUUUCCCUUGUUUUGUUUUGAAUAUUUUAGGUUAAGGUGAAGUGUUUAUGUGUACUUUUGAUAAUAGUAAUUAUGUAAGCAAUAGUGAUAAUUAUGAUUUGUGUUUCCUUUUUAUUACUUUCAUGUGUGAAACUGUUACUUAUUCCAGCAUACCGUUCAACAGACUUUGAAGUACAUCGAAAUUGGUUGGCGAUUACAUCAAACUUACCUAUAGACAAAUGGUAUUACGAAGACACGUCACAAUGGACACUGGAUUACCCACCACUAUUUGCUUGGUUCGAGUAUUUUUUGUCGAGAAUUGGUUAUUGGUUUGAUCCACAAAUGUUGGUACUGAAUAACCAUAAUUAUGCAUCUUUUAAAACUAUAUUAUUCCAAAGACUAAGUGUAAUACUUACAGAUGCAAUUUUCGCUUAUGGAUCUUACAGAUGCUCCCAAAUAUUUAGGAAGAGUUGGAAGUCUCAAGCAGUUCUACCCCUCUUGUUGUUGACCAACGUUGGAUUAUUAUUGGUAGACCAUAUUCAUUUCCAAUAUAAUGGGAUUAUGUUUGGAUUUUUGCUAUUAUCGUGCGCCAAUUUAUUUCAGGCCAAUUACCUGAGCGGAGCAUUCUGGUUUCUUGUUUUGUUAAACUUUAAACACAUCUACCUAUACAUUGCUCCUGCUUACUUCAUCUACCUCCUAAGAAAUUAUUGUAUCACUUCGAGAAAUUUAAGCAUAAAAAAUGUGAUAACAGGGUUUUCUGUACGAAACACAAUCUACCUCGGAUCAACUGUAAUACUAGUAUUUGCAGUUACCUUUGUACCUUUCGUCGGUCAUAUAAAUCAGGUAAUGAGCAGAUUGUUUCCAUUCAAAAGGGGCUUAUGUCACGCAUAUUGGGCACCAAAUUUUUGGGCAAUUUACAAUGUCGCUGAUAAAGUGCUGUUUAUGUUAGGUAAGAAAAUCGGGCUGGCUGUGUCUGAAGAAGUUGCUGCAAUGACUGGAGGACUAGUUCAGGAAUUUUCUCAUGCCGUUUUGCCCAGUAUCACUCCACUUGCAACAAUGUUAAUUACCAUUGUCUUUAUGUUACCUGCACUGAUGAAAUUGUGGUUUGCCGGAAAUAAUCCUGUUCAGUUUGUGAGGUGCAUAAUUUUAUGCGCUUUGACUUCCUUCAUGUUUGGAUGGCACGUCCAUGAGAAAGCGAUACUGAUGGCUAUCAUUCCUUUCAGCAUCAUCAGUAUAAUGGAGUCAGGUGAUGCAAAAGUGUUUCUUAUUUUAUCAACAGUCGGUCAGUAUUCUUUGUUACCCUUGUUAUUUCCACAAGCGUUGUUAUUAAUUAAGUUAAUUUUAUAUGUACUUUACUGUUCCUAUGCGUUUUAUAGUAUGUCUAAUUUAUACCCGUUUUAUGUAUGCAAAUUUAAUUUACCAUUACUAAAUAUGCUAGAAAGUAUGUACAUAUUUGGUCUAAUUCCUCUUUUUUUAUAUGAUCACUUUCUUCAUUAUAGUAUAACUUUAAGAACUUAUCCUUUUUUGCCUUUAUUACUAACUUCUGUUUAUUGUUCAAUUGGUAUAGUAUACUCUUGGUUAAAAUAUUACAUAUAUUUUUUAACAAAAUGUGAUGCAAAGCAUAAGAUUUAACAUAGAUACUUACUACCUGUUUACCCCAUCUGCAUCUUAUAAUUUGAUGUAACUACCUGUGAUUUGUGAAGUUGUAAUUGUAUGUAGCCAUUUUCGACAAGAAUAGAACUUUGGGUGGAGUAAUUGGCAAUAAUUCUUGUUUUUGGAUUUUGUUUUAAUCCUUAUUUGUAUGUAGGUACCUAUUUGUAAAUACGAGAUAUUUUUUUAUAAUUAUUGUUCAUAUGAAACUCGUAAGUAAAGAGAGUUUCAUGUCUAAAUAUUUAAUAAUUUUACAAAUAUUCCAUUAAGAAUUCCAUCAUGGAAUUCUUAGUGGAAUGAUAAUCACAUAAUGCAUAGUUUAUGAAUGUUUUAUAAAUUUACUUUAAUUGGUACAGUACAGUCUGCAUUUAAUUUUGUUUAUCAAUCAAUCAAUCAA
Messenger RNA from Photinus pyralis (common eastern firefly), 2026 nucleotides. RefSeq names its product probable dolichyl pyrophosphate Glc1Man9GlcNAc2 alpha-1,3-glucosyltransferase (gene xit). The transcript has 7 exons. NCBI's taxonomy places the organism in Eukaryota, Metazoa, Arthropoda, Insecta, Coleoptera, Lampyridae. Gene Ontology annotation, biological process: protein N-linked glycosylation. The record is from RefSeq and is a predicted model, not a curated record. Gene Ontology annotation, molecular function: dolichyl pyrophosphate Glc1Man9GlcNAc2 alpha-1,3-glucosyltransferase activity. The coding region runs from base 94 to 1611 and encodes 505 amino acids. Gene Ontology annotation, cellular component: endoplasmic reticulum membrane.